UAAAGUUCUUAGUGAGCUGAUGGAAAAAUUACUUGGAAUAAACUGAUACGUUUCUAUGUUUUCAUAUAUAUAAAUAUACACGUUGCGAUUCUUUGCCAUGAGCGUGCAUUCAGUUCCUCUUUGUGUUCGUUCAAUGCUUCAAAAUAGUGCUCUCCAAUGUUGAUGUCAUCUCUCUCUCGGCACUGAAGAGUUUGUUGGGGAUUGUCAACGAAGAAACAGAGUUUUCUUUGAACUUGUUUCUGUGCCGCAGCCGUUUUACUGCAACGAGCUUCUCGUCACAACUGCUCUCAUGGGUUCGAGAAUCAUGCCGGCAAUGACAGCCCUUGACGUUCCUGAUCCAACUCAUGAAAGAAAACACAUAGAUGGCAAACAUGAAGUCUCUGUUCAUGGUGAAUGGCGUGGUCUGAUUGAUCGUGAGCAAAAUGGAGCUGUCAGUCAAAUUUUGAGCCCAGGAACAAAGAAAGCUUUACUCAGCAGAACGUAUCCUGAGGUGAAAGCUUUCUGGAAUGAUGGUGCUGACUUAGAAGACGGUAAAGUGGAGAAAGAUAGAGAUAGAAGUGCACAUCGCCAUGUGUUUGGAAAACUUUACAACAAAGCUCUACUGUCAGGGAUUGCGUAUUGCAUUUCAUCAUGCAGCAUGAUACUGGUCAAUAAAUUUGUCCUAUCGGGCUAUGAUUUUAAUGCUGGAAUAUUUCUAAUGGCAUACCAGAAUCUCGUUGCUGUAAUUAUUGUUUCCCUUCUGAGUUUUUUUGGCAUAAUCUCCACAGAGCCCCUUACCUGGAGAUUGGUUAAGGUCUGGUUACCUGUGAAUGUGAUAUUUGUUGGGAUGCUUAUUACAAGCAUAUUUAGCCUUAAGUACAUUAAUGUUGCAAUGGUGACAGUUCUUAAGAAUGUCACCAAUGUGAUAACUGCAGUUGGUGAGAUGUACAUUUUCCAUAAGCAUCAUGAGACUAAAGUGUGGGCUGCGCUUUUCUUAAUGAUCGUAUCAGCAAUUUCUGGUGGGAUUACUGAUCUUACAUUUCAUGCAGUCGGCUACGCAUGGCAGGGUGUGAACUGUCUUCUAACGGCUUCAUAUUCGUUAACACUGAGGAGAGUAAUGGAUUCAGCAAAACAAGUAACAAAAUCUGGAAAUUUGAAUGAAUUUUCAAUGGUGCUCCUAAACAAUGCCCUCUCCUUACCUUUGGGAGUGCUGCUUAUUGUUGGCUUCAAUGAGAUUGAUUACCUUUCCAAGACACCGCUUUUAAGGAUGCCUACGUUCUGGUUGGUGAUGACAGCAAGUGGACUGUUGGGCAUGGCCAUCAGCUUCACUUCAAUGUGGUUCCUGCAUCAGACUGGUGCUACCACCUAUAGUUUGGUGGGGUCACUGAACAAGAUUCCUCUCUCCAUUGCUGGAAUUUUGCUCUUCAACGUUCCAACGACACUUGAAAACUUCUUCAGCAUUCUUUUUGGUCUUAUGGCUGGUGUGUUCUUUGCAAAAGCAAAAAUGUCGCAGAAGACCCAGUCAUGAGGUGUGAAAAACAGCAGGAGGUCUAAUGUAUGUCCUUCUGGCACACGUUCUGAUGGCUGGUUUUAUAAUUGUCUCAACUCGAUAGGAGUUCAUGAUUUUUCCAGCGACCACAUUUCAAGGGUCAGAGUGGUAAUAGUCUAAUAGAGAAUCUUUUUGAAGAAAAAGAGCGAACUUCAUGGCUCUUUCUUUUGGUGGCAGGGUGAGUUGACAACACACGGCAGAAGAUGAUUCUUUGUGAAAUAUUCAACACGGUUGAGCGCAGACAGCAGGUGUUACAGUAAUUUGUCAUUAUAUUCUUUUCAUCUGAGCUCGCUGUGAGAUUUUCGCCCCAUUGUUUAUUCUUUCGUGCCAGUACACCUAAUUCUUAUUUGUGAUUACACAAGCUUUUACCCUGUAACAAAUUACAUUGCAAUUUUCAUUUAAUAAAUUUGGAAACAUUGUUUAAGAAGA
Nymphaea colorata (pocket water lily) is the source of this 1957-nucleotide messenger RNA. RefSeq names its product GDP-mannose transporter GONST1-like. Gene Ontology annotation, cellular component: Golgi apparatus. Bases 290 to 1507 code for a protein of 405 amino acids. The record is from RefSeq and is a predicted model, not a curated record. NCBI's taxonomy places the organism in Eukaryota, Viridiplantae, Streptophyta, Magnoliopsida, Nymphaeales, Nymphaeaceae. Gene Ontology annotation, molecular function: antiporter activity; GDP-mannose transmembrane transporter activity. The transcript has 11 exons.